AUGGCAGAACAUGACCCAGAGGAAGUAGUGGAGAUGGAGCUUUUUGUAGAUACCCUCCGCAACAUGGAGCCGACCGAGCUCCGAAAGCCCCUGAAGCUGCUUCCUAGGCCCCCACGCCCCUCCACCCUGGCCAAGCACGCGUUCCUCCCACCCAUCCAUGAAGACCGCAUCGUGCCCAAGUCAAGGGUUCCCCUCUGUGCUUUCACUGAGCAGAACUCAGAGGAAGCAAAGGAAGAACCGCAGAAGCAGCAGGAGGAGGAGAUGGAGGAAGUAGAAAACCCAUAUCUCAGCAACGACGAAAAAAGGGAGGAAACCGAUCCAGCUGGGAAAUCCUACCCUUGGGAAAAUAUGUCACACAAGACCGAGGAGGACAUUGGGUCUUUCCUGGGAAUGCUGAAGCAAAACCCCAACCAUUCAGAGGCCAAGGCAAUUGCGCCUAAAGCCAUCACCAACCAGGCCAACUUGAUCCGAGCCAACGUCCUCAAGGGCAUGUCUCUCUUGUCUGGCCUUGUGGACAAAAAGUCCGUGGAAGGCAAGCCUUACUCUCGUUUGGACAACAGCUUCCUCUACAGCAGGUUCAUCUGCCCAGAGAAGUGUCCACUCAAAGACCCUGUGCAAGGGCAAGAAGAGGAAUGCCCUGCUCUCCCACUGGCCUCAACUGUUCUGAAAGUCAGCCAGGAGUGCCAGGCAUCUCCAAAUGAGCCUCCAGCCGAAAAUGCAUGGGAAUAUCUGACCUUUAAGUCGAUGCCAUCCAGAUGCCAUGCUGAGCCUUCUUCCAGAGCACCAGGGGCGUAUGGUAGCUCCAAGCAGCGCGCCGCUCGGUCCAAGAAGGCAGAGUCAGCGUCCCAGCCAGAAGCUCAGGACGAGGAAAAGAAGCUUCCAAAGAAAGUUAACGUACGGCCUGGGAAGAUUGUCCUGUACUCUGAGUCCAACUUUGAGGGCCAGAAGAGAGAAAUCUGGGGUGAUGUGGCCGAUGCCACAUCCUGGGAGCUCUCCCACACAAUCUCCAUCCGAGUGGUCCGAGGCAGCUGGGUGAUGUACGAGAAGCCGCGGUUCCAUGGGCGGAAGUGUGUGCUGGCGGAAGGAGACGUGCAAAUCAGCAACCCAUGGGCGAUGUACCAUCAAGACGGGGCUGAAACGGAGAACCUGCCCGUCCACAUUGGCUCACUGAAGAGGGUUGUGCGGGACUACAAGACCCCUGAAAUCAGUUUGUUUUCCGAGGAGAAUGGCGAAGGCACAAAACGAACUUUCACAGAUUCUGCAGAGGACACACGGAUUCAGAGACAGCCUGUGAAAGCAUCUUCUAUCAUUGUAUACUCUGGCCUGUGGCUAGUUUACUCGAAACCAUACUUCGAUGAUGACCCUUACGUCUUAGAACCUGGUGGGUACCCUAAUUUGCAAGCCUGGGGAGCCAAGGAUCCUUCCAUCUGCUCCAUGCAUCCAAUCAAGCUGGGUUGCCCUGUUGUAGAGAAGCCUGGAGAACCCAAGGCUUUAGUUUAUGAGAAGCCACAUUUCCAGGGCCAUAGCUGGGAAAUCAGCCGAGACAUCUACAACUUGAAGAAGCCAGAAAACAACCAAGACUCCAAGAUGCCUACUGCAGGCUCUCUAAAGAUCUUAGGAGGCUGCUGGGUUGGCUAUCAGAAGGAAGGCUUCCGUGGGCAUCAGUACCUGCUGGAGGAAGGGGAAUACUGCGACUGGAUGCAGUGGGGAGGCUACGACGAAGAGCUGGUGUCGCUUCGGCUUAUCCGGACGGGCUUCCUGGAUCCAGCCCUCCUGCUGUCUGAGGCCAUGGACUUUGAAGAAGGACCCAGCAUUGAGCUCAGUGAAGCGCUGCCGGAUGUCUCACUGGCCAAUUACAGAUCGACAACACGGUCCAUCCAUGUCCUGAGUGGAGUGUGGGUAGCAUACGAAGGCAAGAAUUUCACUGGGGAACAGUAUAUCCUGGAGAAAGGAGUGUACCACAACUGUGAAGACUGGGGAGCGAACAACUACCAAAUCUGCUCGGUGCAACCUGUCCUACAAGUCAGAGAACACAGUCUGCACUUCAUUUCUAAGAUCCAGCUCUUCUCAGAUCCAGACUUCUUGGGGAGCUCUAUCUCUUUCACGGAGGACCAAGUAUCACUUCCAGACAACUUCAUCCUGCGCUCCUGUCGGGUCAGUGGAGGCAGCUGGAUCCUCUACGGCGACCAGCAGUUUAAUGGAGAGCAACACAUCCUGUCCGAAGGCGAGUAUCCGACACUGACCUCCAUGGGUUGCCUCUUCACCACGGACAUCCGCUCGCUGAAGAAAGUCCCCAUUUUCUUCUCCGAGCCCUCCAUCUUCUUGCACGCAUUGGAGUGUUUCGAAGGGAAAGAGAUCGAGCUGAACGGUGAAGUGCGCAGCCUGCAGGCUGAUGGGUUCAACAACCACGUGCUCUCUGUGCGUGUAAAGGGUGGCAUCUGGGUGCUGUGUGAACACAGUGAUUUCCGAGGCCGCCAGUGGCUGCUGGGCUGCGUGGAGAUCACCAACUGGAAGACAUACAGUGGGCUUCAGCACAUCGGCUCCCUGUACCCCAUCAGGCAGAAACGGAUCUACUUCCGGAUAAAAAAUGAAGAGCUGAAGUCCUUCCUGUCUGUCCCAGAUGAUGUUGAAGACAUGAAAGCUGGACGUGUUCUGGUCUCGGAGCUCAAUGACAAGAGCAGCUCCAUUUGGUACUACGAAGAGGGACUUAUGAAGAACCAGGUUGCGCCUAACAUGAGCCUGCAGGUGAUCGGUCCAGCAGCACAGGGUGCCAAGGUGGUGCUGUGGUCUGAGAGCCGAGUGCCCCGGCAGACUUGGCGCAUCGACUCCUUUGGGAGGAUCUGCAGCCAGAUGUUUGAAGACAAGUUGCUUGAUGUGAAAGGAGGCCGAUCAUAUGACCGGGAUCAUGCAAUCCUCUGGGAUUCUGCAGAGGAAAGACCCACACAGAUGUGGAGCAUUCAGGUGCUCUGAAGAGGUGGGGAGCAGGAAGGCUGGGCUGUGUGAGGUACCAGCAAUCGCUUUGUGGGACCCAGGCACUCACCCUUCCAUGACCAAGCUGCACCUUUGGGCCUUCGCACUGAGAAGG
Varanus komodoensis (Komodo dragon) is the source of this 3085-nucleotide messenger RNA. It is a transcript of the gene CRYBG2, whose product is annotated as crystallin beta-gamma domain containing 2. The coding region runs from base 1 to 2970 and encodes 989 amino acids. The record is from RefSeq and is a predicted model, not a curated record. NCBI's taxonomy places the organism in Eukaryota, Metazoa, Chordata, Lepidosauria, Squamata, Varanidae. The transcript has 19 exons.